AUGCUUUCCCUGUUGAAGAGCCUGCUGAGCCUUUUCCAGCUCUGCUCGGACCACGUGGGCAAUUUCCUUCGACCAUUGCCUCGACUUUUUUGGCUUCUUCAGGAGGUGGACUUCAGAACGGAGUCAACCACUGCAACUACAAGUGUAGGGGAAACAAGUGCAAAUUUUAAUUUCGAGG
Messenger RNA from Amoebophrya sp. A25, 178 nucleotides. The record is from the annotation of a GenBank genome assembly. NCBI's taxonomy places the organism in Eukaryota, Dinophyceae, Syndiniales, Amoebophryaceae.